Messenger RNA from Photinus pyralis (common eastern firefly), 1275 nucleotides. RefSeq lists its product as uncharacterized. The record is from RefSeq and is a predicted model, not a curated record. NCBI's taxonomy places the organism in Eukaryota, Metazoa, Arthropoda, Insecta, Coleoptera, Lampyridae. The transcript has 3 exons. Bases 181 to 1056 code for a protein of 291 amino acids.
AACUAAAAUUUUGUGCAAAAUUUAUACAACUUGUUCUAUUUUUCUCCCAAAAUCUGCGCGUAAAUCGGCGCAGCAGUAGUAGAAUGAUUGUGUUUAUUGUCGUACGGUUUAUUUAUAUAUGAAUUGCGUAUUCCUAACCUAAAACUACUGAAGUAAGUUAACGACCGCAUGUGAAUUUUUAUGAAUUUAUUAUCAUAUAUAAUGUCGUGGGUACAAAAUUAUGUGACGCUUCUUAUUGAAGAGUACGAAAAAAAUCCCUGUUUAUACAUAAUCAAAUCUAAGGACUACAAAAAUCGACACAUGCGAACAAAAGCUUUAGAAUCGAUUCUUAGUUUAUUAAAACCAAUGAUGCCAGAGAUUACUGUUGCUGAAAUUCAAAAGAAAUGGAAUGCCCUAAAAACUAAUUUCAUGAAUGAGCACAAAAAGGUUUUGGCAUCGAAAAGAAGUGGAAGCGGAGACGAUGAUGUGUAUGUACCAAAGCUAUGGUAUUAUAAGAAAUUGUUGUUUAUAUUAAAUGCUGGCACCGAACCUAGACCGUCCGUUGACAGUGUUUUGGAAAUCGAUACAUUAGAACAUGAUGGUACUCAAGAAAGUUUAUAUGUAGAUGAGAACAUGGAUGAGAGUGAAGCAUAUUCAGAAACGUAUUAUUUAGAGGAAACACCUGAAGGCGAUACCUUUAUGGUUUCUGAAAGAGAAAACCAAGUUUAUUGUGGUUCUCAAUUGACUCCAUCUGCCAGAACACCAGGUUCCAUAGAAAAAAAGCCAAGAGGCAAAAGAAAUCGCGCUGCACUUGAUGACUCCGAUAAGAAAAUAUUACAAUCAGCAAGUGACGCUGUUACACAGAUUACACAAGCACUAACACAACAUUCUACUAACUAUGAUCAAGGAAAAAAUGAGUCGGAUAGCUUUGGGGAAUACAUUGCCAAAAAAUUAAAAUUGAUUAAAAAUAAAACUCUCCGAGGUGCAGCUGAGUUAGAUGUGAUCAAAAUUUUAAAUUCAUACAUCAGGACGAUUAAUAUUUUUUAUUUAGUUACCUAUAUACUUGGUUUUUCUUAAUGUUAAAAAGACAUAUUUAAUCAAAUUGGAGAAACUAGUUUUAUUCAAAUACAAAAAUACAUAAGAAAACUGUUUUACAUGUUACAAUUCUUUAUUGCAGCUUCUUGCCAUUCCACAAUACCGCAAGGGGAAUUAAAAUAUUCAGAGUAUUCUUUCCGAACAUCUCUAGCAAAAUUAGCUGAUCUGUUAGCCCGAUUAACUGCUUCCAAAUUAUGCAAA